This is a messenger RNA of Triticum aestivum (bread wheat), 2529 nucleotides long. Its product is annotated as glucan endo-1,3-beta-glucosidase 13. Lineage: Eukaryota; Viridiplantae; Streptophyta; Magnoliopsida; Poales; Poaceae. Gene Ontology annotation, biological process: carbohydrate metabolic process. Bases 23 to 1699 code for a protein of 558 amino acids. Gene Ontology annotation, molecular function: hydrolase activity, hydrolyzing O-glycosyl compounds. The record is from RefSeq and is a predicted model, not a curated record. The transcript has 5 exons.
CACUAUACAGACCACCGAGGGCAUGGCGCUGACGAGUCGCCUUCUGGGCGUCCUCCUCGGCAUCACAGUGCCGCUGCUCUUCUUCUCCCGUGCAGAGGGGGGUGAGGUAGGCGUGUGCUAUGGGAGGAUGGCGACUAACCUGCCUGACCCGGCGACUGUGGUGCAACUGCUCAAGAAGAACAGCAUCACCAUGGUGAGGAUCUACGACACCGACCCGACGGUGCUGCGCUCGCUGGCCGACACCGGCAUCAAGGUCACGGUGGAGCUAACCAACGAGGAGCUGCCCUCCGCUGCCACGGACCAAAAUUUCGCUGAUCAAUGGGUGCAGAACAAUGUGAAGGCCUACUACCCGGCCACGCAGAUCAAUGGCGUGACGAUCGGGAACGAGGUCUUCAAAGAGGCUAGUCAGUUGAACUCCCAGCUCGUCCCGGCCAUGAAGAAGGUGCAAGCGGCGCUGGCUCGACUGGGCCUGGCGGACGCCGUGAAGGUGACCACGCCCAUCGCGUUCGACGCGCUCAAGACGUCGUUCCCGCCCUCCGAGGGUGCGUUCCGUGACGACAUCGCGUUGUCGGUGAUGAGCCCCAUGGUCGACUUCUUGCAGGAAACCGGGUCGUACCUCAUGAUGAAUAUCUACCCGUACCUUGCGUACCUCAGUACUCCCGGCAUGUCCAUCGACUAUCUCUUGUUCCGCCCCAACGCUGGCAUUCUUGACAGGAAUAGCAGGCAAACGUACUUCAGCCUCCUCGACGCGCAGCUUGACGCUGUGUACUAUGCGAUGGAGAAGCUGCCGUCCUCCAGCCUGCGUGCUGGGGGGAUGAGGAAGCUCACAGCAGGGGGCGGAAUACUGGAGGUGAAGCUUGGUGAGAUUCACCACCCAACCAGAGGCCACCAUGGCGUGGGAACAAGAGCCAACGCCCAAGCGUUCACCGAUGGUCUCAUGAGAAAAGUGCGUGGCGGUAACUCCGGCACCACCUCAAACAGAUAUAACCGGCUCGCCACCAGUGCUGUCGGCACCCCGCACCGUCCCAACGCCGAUCUUGACGUGUACAUCUUCGAACUCUUCAAUGAGGACAACAAGCCCGAAGACGAGCAGGACUUCGGGUUGUUCUACCCGAACCAGCAGCCCGUGUACCAAGUCGACUUCGUCCAUGGCGGCACUGGUGCCGGCCCCGGAUACUGCACCGCGAAGGCCACGGCCGGGGACGCGGCCUUGCAGGCGGCGCUGGACUACGCGUGCGGCCACGGGGCGGACUGCAGCGCCAUCCAGCCAGGCAAGCCCUGCUACGAGCCCAACACCAAGCUGGCGCACGCGUCGUACGCCUUCAACGACUACUACCAGAAGAACGGCCGGGCCAGCAGCGCGUGCGACUUCGGCGGUGCCGGCAGCAUUGUCAACCAGGCACCAUCAGGCCGCUGCGACCCGAGCCCAAGCUGGUGUGUGGCGAACGCGGCGGUGGCCGCCGCGCGGCUGCAGAACGCGCUGGACUAUGCCUGCGGCCACGGCGCGGACUGCACUGACAUCCAACCUGGAGCACGGUGCUUCGAUCCCGACACCAAGGUCGCCCAUGCGUCCUUCGCGUUCAAUGACUAUUACCAGCGCCAUAGCCGGGCCGCCGGAACGUGUGACUUUGCCGGUGCUGGUACCAUUGUCCGGCAGGCACCAAAGAUAGGCAACUGCGUGCUCCCGUCAAGGGCCUGAGCCGAAGAAACUGUAGCCAAGGCGAAGCUUUACUACCACGAGAUUAAGCAAUAAUCCCGACAGAUUAUCUGCUGCCGGCAAAGUCUAGUUUUCAAAUGUAAAACUAGAUAAUAAAUCCAUGCUUUUCAUCAUGUGCUUUAUAUAUAUACCUAGAUUUUCUAGAAGAUAUAUAUUCCUAGAUGUGCCAUAAGUAUUACACAUCUAAAUCUUAUAUCACCGAAGAGUGCGUUGCAACGGUUUCGCCGGGAUGCAAACAACGAAGAUAAAGAUAUUAGCGUGCUGAGUGGGUUCUCUAUGAAGCCAAAAAAUAUAUUAGCACCGCUAUGAAGCAAACGCCAGACCGGACUACACAACUCGCCGACCCCACUCUGGCUUGCAUUUGGGACUCGCGUGUGCCAAGCCGGGUGCAGGUCUUUGGAUGGCUAUUCUACCUCGACCGGCUCAACACUAGGGCUAAUCUUCAUCGGAAGACCAUCCUCGACUCCUCCUCAUGUGCUAGAUGUGCGUCUGCGCCGGAAGACCGAACCCACCUGUUCUUCCUCUGCCCUGCCUCGCGCAGCAUCUGGGACGCCAUUGGGUUCCUCCCAUGCACCUCUCCCUUUGCAGCUUUGUGGUCGCCACCGGCCCAUGCGGGGCUCCCAGGGUCGGUUUGGCCCUUCAUUCUUAUUCUCAUCAUAUGAAAAAUUUGGGAUGCGCGAAACGCAAAAACCUUUCGCCAGGUUGAUGUCUCGCCCAAUGAUGUAAUUAAGGGAAUCAUUGCGGAUCUCAUGCUUUGGUCUCACCGCCUUCGAAAGGCCGAGGACAAGUCCCAUGCCGGCUUGUGGCGGGAC